AAAAGCGGGUCGAAGUACGUGGAUCGUCGAUUGUGUACUUAAAUGCUCGGUGUCGGUCUCGUCUUCGGUAGGAUCAAAUUGAGGACGUCGGUUGUGACCGUGAGAUUGACGAGGAUUCAAAGCUUCAUGCAUCUUCUGAUGGAUUCUUGUCACUUUCACGUGUAUUAGAGGAUAAGAGUUCUUCUACAUUAAGGGUUCAUACCUAUCAUCACGUAGCAUCAGCACCAUACAAAUCAUAGAAGCAAGCUGAUAAAGAGCAGUGAAAUUCACACCCUUCUUCGCGACUAGACGAGAACUCGAAGAUGUCGACCACUACAACAAGCGAAAAGCUCACCGAGACGGUGCUAAACCUAAACCGCGAGUUCGAGAAGGUACUUUUUCUUUUCGUCGAUACACUUUUCUUUUUAUUUCUUGUCUUGCUGGAAGAUGUCAUCAGGAUCUUAUGAGGGUGGUCCCAUUUUUAGUCCACACGACUUAACUUUUUUUACGGUUCUUAUACACCUCACUGCAGGCUCAAGCCGCACAAGAAUGCAUCGGACAUUUGUGCCACCAAGCACACGAGAAUAUCAGGAAGAGUCAGCUGUUGCAGAACGAGUUCGCGCGCCAGUUUCAUCGCUUGAGUGAUCAGACGCGGGAGAUUGUCGCGUCCAUCGAUCAUAUCAACAAAGCUGGUGCAGCUGGAAUGGCUGCGGUACUUAAGGAGGAAUGAGUUGGACGCUGCUGUACUUGUGAGGGAGGAAUGAGUUAAGUAGCAGUAUGAGGAGUUUUUUCCGUAUCUGGUUUGCGAACAGGAGCUCGUAUGCUGUAUUUCAUAGGUUGUUUUGGGCUACGGAUCGGUUUCUGUAUAGCAAUUACGUCUGCUUCUAAGCAUUGAUAUGUAGAUGUACAUGUACACCUCCAUCACGCUUUUGGUACGCACUAUCUGCAUAGAAAUGAAACUAACCUUUGAUUAUCCUCAAAUGUAUUGCGAAAACUGAUUGGAAAUAUUGGAAAUAGAUGUUAAUAAAUGUACAACAAAUUAAUAUAACGAGUUUUGUCGUCGAG
Molecule: messenger RNA, 1044 nt
Organism: Amoebophrya sp. A25
Lineage: Eukaryota; Dinophyceae; Syndiniales; Amoebophryaceae
Source: the annotation of a GenBank genome assembly